Molecule: messenger RNA, 2865 nt
Organism: Nannospalax galili (Upper Galilee mountains blind mole rat)
Lineage: Eukaryota; Metazoa; Chordata; Mammalia; Rodentia; Spalacidae
Gene: Eif2b5
Product: eukaryotic translation initiation factor 2B subunit epsilon
Exons: 16
Coding region: 77-2230 (717 amino acids)
Cellular component (GO): eukaryotic translation initiation factor 2B complex
Molecular function (GO): translation initiation factor activity; translation initiation factor binding; guanyl-nucleotide exchange factor activity
Source: RefSeq, a predicted model, not a curated record
UUAGCUGCAGAGUUCUUUUUGUCCCCAACUGCUUGCGGUGCCGACUUCCCAGCGGAAGUGGGGGCUGCGAGGGAAAAUGGCGGCCACUGUCGCGGAGGCACCGGGUGCCACGGCUAGUCGAGUAAGCAAGCGCGGCAGCGGGCCGGGAUCCGGCGGGGGAGCCCGAGGGGCGGAGGAGGAGCCUCCGCCGCCGCUCCAGGCAGUUCUGGUGGCUGAUAGCUUCAACCGCCGCUUCUUCCCCAUCUCCAAGGACCAGCCUCGGGUCCUCUUGCCCCUGGCCAAUGUGGCACUAAUUGACUACACUCUGGAAUUCCUGACUGCCACUGGUGUACAGGAAACCUUUGUCUUUUGCUGCUGGAAGGCUACUCAGAUCAAAGAACAUUUACUGAAAUCCAAGUGGUGCCAUUCUAUGUCCCUCAAUGCUGUUCGAAUUAUCACAUCAGAACUAUAUCGGUCACUAGGAGAUGUCCUCCGUGAUGUUGAUGCCAAGGCCUUGGUGCGCUCUGACUUUCUUCUAGUAUAUGGAGAUGUCAUCUCAAACAUUAAUAUUACCAAAGCCCUGGAGGAACACAGGUUGAGAAGGAAGCUAGAAAAAAAUGUGUCUGUGAUGACAAUGAUCUUCAAAGAGUCAUCCCCCAGCCACCCGACUCGGUGCCAUGAGGACAACAUGGUGGUAGCCGUGGAUAGUACCACAAACCAGAUUCUACAUUUCCAGAAGACCCAGGGCCUCCGGCGUUUUUCCUUCCCUUUGAGCCUGUUCCAGGGCAGUGGAGAUGGAGUGGAGAUUCGAUAUGAUUUAUUGGAUUGUCAUAUAAGCAUCUGUUCUCCUCAGGUAGCUCAACUCUUCACAGACAAUUUUGACUACCAAACUCGAGAUGAUUUUGUGCGAGGCCUGUUAGUGAAUGAGGAGAUCCUAGGAAACCAGAUCCACUUACAUGUGGCAACUAGGGAAUAUGGUGCCCGGGUCUCCAACCUACACAUGUACUCAGCUGUCUGUGCUGAUGUCAUCCGCCGAUGGGUCUACCCUCUUACUCCGGAAGUGAACUUCACUGACAGCACCAUGCAGAACUACACUCAUUCCCGACACAACAUCUACCGAGGGCCUGAAGUCAGCCUGGGCCAUGGCAGCAUCCUUGAGGAAAAUGUCCUCUUGGGAGCUGGCACUGUAAUUGGCAGCAACUGCUCCAUCACCAAUAGUGUCAUUGGCCCUAACUGCCACAUUGGUGAUAACGUGGUGCUGGACCGGGCCUACCUGUGGCAGGGUGUUCGAGUGGCAGAUGGAGCACAAAUCUACCAGUCUGUGCUCUGUGACAAUGCUGAGGUCAAGGAACGAGUUACACUGAAGCCACACUCUGUCCUUACUUCUCAGGUGGUAGUGGGCCCAGAUAUCAUGCUGCCUGAGGGCUCGGUGAUCUCUUUGCACCCUCCAGAUGCAGAAGAAGAUGAAGAUGAUGGCCAGUUCAGUGAUGAUUCUGGGGAUGACCAAGAGAAAGAGAAAGUGAAGCUGAAAGGUUACAAUCCAGCAGAAGUAGGAGUUGCAGGCCAGGGUUACCUCUGGAAAGCUGCACACAUGGACAUGAAGGAAGAAGAGCUACAACAGAGUUUGUGGGGACUCACAAUCAACAUGGAAGAAGAGAGUGAGACUGAAAGUGAGCGAAGUAUGGAUUCCGAGGAGUUGGACAGCCGAGCAGGCUCCCCUCAGUUGGAUGAUAUCAAAGUAUUCCAGAAUGAAGUCCUGGGCACACUCCAGCGAGGCAAAGAGGAGAAUAUUUCUUGUGACAAUCUAGUCCUGGAGAUCAACUCUCUCAAGUAUGCCUACAACAUUAGUCUAAAGGAAGUGAUGCAGGUACUCAGCCAUGUGGUCCUGGAGUUCCCCCUGCAACAGAUGGAUUCCCUACUUGAUCCAAACCGCUAUUGUGCCACACUACUUCCUCUGCUCAAAGCCUGGAGCCCUGUUUUUAGAAACUACAUAAAGCGCGUAGCUGACCAUCUGGAGGCAUUGGCAGCCAUUGAGGACUUCUUCUUGGAGCAUGAAGCUCUUGUUGCUUCCAUGACCAAGGUACUGAUGGCUUUCUAUCAGCUGGAAAUCUUGGCUGAGGAAACAAUCUUGAGCUGGUUCGGCCAGAGGGACAUAACUGACAAAGGUCAGCAAUUACGCAAGAAUCAACAGCUGCAGAGGUUCAUCCAGUGGCUGAAAGAGGCUGAAGAAGAGUCAUCUGAAGAUGACUGAUGUCAUACUGCCUACUCCAUGGUGUGAUUGGUUGCCCUCCUAACUGCUAGGGCAAUGCAAAUAGGGAGCUAGCUAUAGAAGGAUGAAUGGCCACUGCACAGACUGACUUAAAGGAACAGAAGCUGGAACUACAGUAUUUUUCCCACUGCCAGCAACUGUGCCUCCCAUCCUGGCUGAAGUUGGAAUGAGGAAAGUUGGGCUGCAACAAAACUCUUGCCUAGAGAAAAUCUAGGCAGGCCCUGCAGGUGGAGGUAGGCCAGAGGAACAGCUUUACGCUCCAGCUUUCCCUCAGAGAACAGCAAAGAGCAGCUGGCCCUCUCUAUUGUUGGUUAAUGUUUAAAAAAGGGGUAUAUUUGGUGUCUCUCCAACUCUGACUGAUCAGUCAGUAAACUGUAUGACCAGAGUUCUGAAUCUCUAACAUGGCUGCCUUUAGCUAACACCUGGGGAAGGUGGUUGAGGGAGAGGGGUUGUUGUGGCUGCAAGGUGGUGCUGUGGUACCUGAUUAAUUGACCAUUCCUCAGGCUCAGGAGAGGUGUCACAGCUCUGAGAAGCCAUGUAACUAGUCACUCAGAGAGCCAGAAUUUGAUAUUGAACCUAAAACUGGAGUUUGUUACUUUGCUGGAUGUCUCUCUUAA